AUGGCAUCGACAUACCACCAGCCAGCCCCAGUCCUCCGGAUACCGGCCGAGAUGCACGGCCACAAGUCCGAUCUUGACCCGACCGAAUGGAAGCCAAAAUUAGGAGACAGCCACCGCAAGACCUCUGAGGCUUUCCGUUACCUGUCACAAUUCCACCAGACCAUGAAUAAUAGUGCAGACGCGACUUUCAGUGAUACCCCCAACUUGAACGAGGCCACCAGCAACGGCGGCCUCGGCCUCUUCAGACCUGUAUAUUACAACACCUCCGUUAACCACGCCACCAAACGCCCCGCAAUGCACAAAAGCACGAUGAGCAUGUCCACCAUGACCACGACCACGACCUCGACCCCAAGCCUCAGCCUAACCAACACACCGACCACAGCAGCCAGCAGCUUCGACAGCACCACCCACAUGCACAUGGGCUACGACCACGGCCACGACCACUACGACUUCAAUCUGCGCCCGCUACCCCCACGCCAGAACCCGCUGUACUACAGCACGAGCGCCGGCGUCGGCAGGGGCAUGGGCGUCGACCUCGUGACUCCGCACGUUGCCCCACCGGGCGACACGGAGGCCUCAUCUUCCAUGCCGGCCGUCUAUGACCAUGACUUCUGGGGCAAGAAGAAGAUUGCUCCCGUCACAGGUGGAGCCGAUGCUGCUCCAGCUCCAGCUAGAGUGUUGAGCACCACCAGCAAUGGAAACGGGCUCGGCGCGCUCUUCGGCAAGGCUGCGUGA
Messenger RNA from Exophiala aquamarina CBS 119918, 735 nucleotides. RefSeq lists its product as uncharacterized. The transcript has a single exon. The record is from RefSeq and is a predicted model, not a curated record. The coding region runs from base 1 to 735 and encodes 244 amino acids. Lineage: Eukaryota; Fungi; Ascomycota; Eurotiomycetes; Chaetothyriales; Herpotrichiellaceae.